GGGUUAUCUGGCGCUGGAUCGUCUGGCUCGACAGCGGGCAUCGGGUCCACCAGGCAUGACAGCGGGCACUGGGUCAUCGGACAUUGGAUUGUCUGGCUCGACAGCGGGCAUCGGGUCACCACAGGUAUGACAGCGGGCACUGGGUCACCAGGCAUUGGAUCGUCUGGCUCGACAGCGGGCAUCGGGUCACCAGGCAUCAGGUCAUUUGGCUCGACAGCGGGCACCGCGUCAUCUGGCAAGGCAGUGGGCACCGAGUCACCAGGCACGACUGUGGGCUCUGAAGUCAAUUGGCACGACAGCGGGCACCGGUCAUCAGGUACUGGAUCGUCUGGCUCGACA
Molecule: messenger RNA, 339 nt
Organism: Staurois parvus
Lineage: Eukaryota; Metazoa; Chordata; Amphibia; Anura; Ranidae
Source: the annotation of a GenBank genome assembly